This is a messenger RNA of Triticum aestivum (bread wheat), 1065 nucleotides long. RefSeq names its product transcription factor bHLH168. The record is from RefSeq and is a predicted model, not a curated record. Bases 109 to 786 code for a protein of 225 amino acids. Gene Ontology annotation, cellular component: RNA polymerase II transcription regulator complex. Gene Ontology annotation, biological process: regulation of transcription by RNA polymerase II. NCBI's taxonomy places the organism in Eukaryota, Viridiplantae, Streptophyta, Magnoliopsida, Poales, Poaceae. The transcript has 2 exons. Gene Ontology annotation, molecular function: RNA polymerase II transcription regulatory region sequence-specific DNA binding; DNA-binding transcription factor activity, RNA polymerase II-specific; protein dimerization activity.
UCAGCUCCCAGCUUCAACCCAAUCCAAUACCUCCCUCUCCCCGUCUCUACACACCUUCCUCCUCCUUGAGGUUGAGGGACACCAAGCGCAACUCGACUCACCACUGCAAUGAAGAGCAGGAGGCAGAGCGACCGCGGAGGAGCCGCCGCCGGCGCCAUGGCGCUGGACGGGAGCCACCACACCACAAGCAGCGGCAAGAUGGAGCGCAAGGACGUGGAGAAGAACCGGCGGCUGCACAUGAAGGGACUCUGCCUCAAGCUCUCCUCCCUCGUGCCCGCCUCCUCAACCCACCACCUCCGCCAUUAUUCUUCUUCCUCUUCCUCGCCGCCGUCCAGCAACAAGGACGCGGCGACGCAGCUGGACCAGCUGGACAGCGCGGCGGCGUACAUCAAGCAGCUCCGGGCCAGGAUCGAGGACCUCAAGCGCCGCAAGCAGGCCGCCCUCUCCGGCAACACCGUUGGCUGCUCAUCCUCCGUCUCCGCCGGCGACUACAAGUCACAGACGGCAGCGCUGCCUGUGAUCGAGGUGCGGCACCAGGACGGGACGCUGGACGUGGCGCUGGCGAGCGAGGCCGGGCGUCCCUUCCGGCUGCACGAGGUGAUGGCGGUGCUGGAGCAGGAGGGGGCCGAGGUGGUCAGCGCCAGCUUCUCCGUCGUCGGCGACAAGAUCUUCUACACGCUCCAUUCCCAGGCGCUCUGCCCCCGCAUCGGCCUCGACGCCGGCCGCGUCGCCCAGAGGCUCCGCGGCCUCGCCGCCGCAGCCACCGUCUCGGCGCUGCUGACAUGAUUUUGUCUCUCUAGCAUUUUCUUUUUUUGCCAUGGCGACCCGAUCGACUGACCUGCAAGGAGAUGGAUGGAGCUGGUAGAUUGAUUAAUUUGCAGCUGUGCUGCGGGUAGUUGAUCUUUUCCCCCCUCUUGUACUAGUAUUCUUCCUGGCUUUCUAUUGGUAGGUUGGUUGGCUAAUGGCUCCUCACUCUGCUUGUGAGUGAGCUUCAGGUUUGUCUGAAGGAAAUCUAGCGUGUUGCUACUUAUGUAUACUUGUUCUGAGACGUUGUGUUGUUCAGGA